UACGAGAAGAAUGCAACAAGCGGUGGAGGUGGUCUGGCGGUGGUGGUGAUGAGAGUCGACAUUGGUGGUGAUGACAGUGGUGGUGGUGGUGGUGGUGAUGGUGUGGUCGCUUCCAAGUAUUUCUCGACCAGUCAACCAGGUCAAGAGGACAGGCUGGUCGAUUGGUUGGCGUCCCUUCAACCUGGUAGAGUGGUAGUGAUUGCUGGGCAGGGCUCCUUCCUACCUUACCUGUCCCAACGAGGUGUCACGGCGCUGAUGACCCUCGGAGCACACCUGGUGGGGAGCGCUGCCCACGGGGAGGCCUGGGGGAUGCUGGGGGUGACGGCGGGGGGGCGGCGGCAGGGGGGCAGGGUGCUGGGGGAGGCGCUGGUCACCUGGGCGCCCUCACCUGGGGAAGGGGUGUGGACAGGUUACCCCCCCUUGCACCUGGAGUCUGAUUACGAAGGUGUGCUGAUUGAAGACCAGGGGGGUUGUGGGGGCCAGGCCAGCGCCGUGCCCCCAGCCCAGGCCGCCUUCUGCCGCCGCUACGAAGGUUACUGUGAGCUGUGUGCCUGUGUCUCUCCCUUCGUUCCUGCCACGCACACGCCGCCCCCUCCCGGCUUCCCCAUGCAGGAGGCCAUCCCCAUCGCGGUGGUCACGGCUAACCAACCCCAGAACUUGUACAGGUUGCUCAAGAACUUGCUGUGGGUGGCCGGCGCGGGGCAGACGGAGGCGGUGGUGGUGGUGGAUGGACCCUACACGGAGACUAUUAGACUUGCUGGGUUGUUUGGGCACCGCGUGGUUGUACACAGACCCCAAGGCGCCCCCGGGGACAACACCAGGACGAAUAGCAACAUCGCCUUCGCCCUCUUGACCGCUCUCUCCCUGUGGCCGAGGUCAAACAAGGUCAUACUGCUGGAAGAUGACCUCCUGCUGGCCCCGGAUCUGCUGAGAUAUUUCCACACCACUGCCUGGCUACUGGACGCGGACCCCAGCCUGGCCUUCGUCGGAGCCUUCGGCCAGAACUCCUACCCCAGCACGGCGGGGGGGCCUGGGGGGCGGGGGGCGGUGCUGCGGGCCCAAAUGUACCCCCAAUACGGGUGGAUGGCCCCCCGGCGCUGGGUGGAGGAGGUGCUGCCGCGAUGGGUGCCCCCGGGGCGUGGCCGCGACUGGGACUGGUGGCUCUAUACGGAGGGGGUGCGGGGGGGGCUGGACGCUGUGGUGCCUGAGAUGUCCCGCACGGCGCACGGGGGGGCAGGGGGGGCGCACGUGACCGGCUGGGAGCAACACCUGUUCUUCAGCGGCAGGUUAAUUAACAUGGACCCCGCACCUGCCCUCGUGGAUCUGGACAGGCUGAUCAAGAAGAACUACGAUGAUUGGCUGGACAGGGAGAUAAGCCACGCCCACAAGCUCCGCCUAUUGGACCAUCCCUGCCACGCCCACCCCGUCCCAGCCAAUGACACGGGGCCCUUCGUGCUAUUCGUGGGUGUGGUGAGCAGAUCAGAUUCACACAACGGGUUCUUUCUUAUGCAGGCCUGCCUGGGGACGGACGAUCAGGAGGUGAAGGAGCUGUACGAGGGUGUGAUGAGGUUGCGGGUGCGCCCAUACUCCCACGCCCGCACCCGCCACGCCCGCCACACCCACCGCGCCCUCGCCCGCCCCUGUCUGCACCCCCGCGCCAUGCUGAGGAGGCUGUACGGCGUGGGGAAGGAGGAGGAGGAAGAGGAGGAAGAGGAGGAAGAGGAGGAGGGGAAGGUGUUAUAUGUUGUGGGUUGCCCUCUUUCGAAGUAUUGCAAGCACUCAGAAGGCACGAAGGACUGGGUGUCACCAUCUAGCGGGGCGGUGAACGAGGCGUCUAGGGUAGCGUGGCGGAGGCGGAUGACAAACACACACAAACACACCAGGUAACAACAACAAACUCCUACCUGUCUCUCCCACCUGUCUAGUUAACGUUCACCUGUCUCUGGUACUUGUCUUUCAUUGGUAUUUUCAUUUUAUUUGAGUUACAUUGUCUAUUUUUCCUUUACUCCUUUCUCUCCUUCGUGUGUAUGGCUCUUAAAUAAUGUAAAUACGUUUAAAAAAUAUAUAUAUACAAAAUACAUAUAAAACAAUGUAAAUUCGUAUCAAAAUAAAUGAGCAAAAUACCAAUAAAAUAAUGUAAAUUUGUAUGAAAAUAAAUAUACAGAAUACACAUAAAAUAACGUGAAUUUGUAUAAAAAUAUAUUCAUUCACUUCGUUGUCCUAUUUUGCUCCCUUCAUUCCUAUCUCUUUCCACAUUUCUUCCCUUAUUUACACUCCUCCCUGCUUACCUCCUGCUCACUGCUUA
Messenger RNA from Eriocheir sinensis (Chinese mitten crab), 2305 nucleotides. RefSeq names its product protein O-linked-mannose beta-1,2-N-acetylglucosaminyltransferase 1-like. Gene Ontology annotation, biological process: protein O-linked glycosylation via N-acetylgalactosamine. Gene Ontology annotation, molecular function: beta-1,3-galactosyl-O-glycosyl-glycoprotein beta-1,3-N-acetylglucosaminyltransferase activity. The record is from RefSeq and is a predicted model, not a curated record. Lineage: Eukaryota; Metazoa; Arthropoda; Malacostraca; Decapoda; Varunidae. The transcript has 12 exons. The coding region runs from base 49 to 1887 and encodes 612 amino acids. Gene Ontology annotation, cellular component: Golgi membrane.